AUGGAACAGCAUUAUCUUGAUUUCACAACAAAUAAAGAGGAGUCAUAUAAUAUUCCAUUUACUAUGAGAGAAUUUGAAUGGGCUCUCUCAAAGUGUAAAGAAUCUGCUCCUGGUCCUGAUGAAAUUUCAUAUUCUAUGAUCAAAGCAUGCGCUCAGAAUACUAAAAGAUUUAUCCUCAGUACCGUUGUCACAACCUUUGAUGGGGGGCCAAGAUUUACAAUAAGUAUUGUUAAAACACAAAAGUUAACCGACGAUCAUGUUCAGUUUUUAAUAUAUCAAGUGUUGAGAGGACUUAAAUACAUCCACUCUGCAGGCAUUAUCCACAGAGAUCUGAAGCCAAGCAACAUUGCUGUUAAUGAAGACUGUGAACUGAAGAUUCUGGAUUUUGGAUUAGCAAGACCCACUGAAUCAGAAAUGACAGGAUAUGUUGCAACCAGAUGGUAUCGUGCACCAGAGAUCAUGCUUAAUUGGAUGCAUUAUAAUCAAACAGUUGAUAUAUGGUCAGUUGGCUGCAUAAUGGCAGAACUUCUUACUGGAAGAACACUUUUCCCUGGUGCUGAUCAUAUAGAUCAACUGACCAAGAUCAUGAAGUUGGUUGGAACGCCCAGUACGGACCUUAUUGAUAAACUCUCCAGUGAAGAGGCACGUAACUACAUUCGGUCCUUACCACAGAUGAGAAAGAAGGACUUCCGACAAGUAUUCCGUGGAGCCAAUCCACUGGCUGUUGACCUGCUGGAGAAGAUGUUGGAACUAGAUAGUGAACGAAGAGUAACAGCAGCUCAGGCAUUAGCUCAUCCUUAUCUUGCCCAGUAUGCAGAUCCAUCAGAUGAACCUGAUAGCGAACCCUAUGAUCAAAGCUUCGAAGAUAUGGAACUACCCACAGAAAAGUGGAAAGAACUUGUUUACAAGGAAGUGACAGACUUUACUCCAAAGCCUACUGUUGUUGCUGAGGAAGCAGAGAAGGCACAGUCAGCUUCAAAGUGAUUGUUUUAGUCGAACAUGAAAACCACUUCGUAUUGUGUAUCUCAUGCCAUUGUCAGAUACAUUUUAUUUUUUCUCUUAAAUAUGAAUAAAUUUUAGCAGAUCUCACAGGCAGUUAUGACUGUCAAAGUACUGACGCAUAUAUGCAUGGUAUAUAGUAUGAUAGUAUGGUUGCACACUUCUUCUUUAUACUAGUAUUACCUCAGCGGAAGUAAGUUUUCAGCCCAUGUGCCUGAGAGUGGUUUUAACUGUAACAAAAAUUAUCAUCAGCUAUAUACUGACCUUAAAGAUUUUAACCUUAAUCCUCAAGUUGUUUUCUAAUUAUAAGCAAGGUAUCAUCCAUGCAUAGAGAUUCAAUAUUAGCAGGGACUAUUAAUUUUGAUUUCAGUCAUCCUAAAAUUAUUCAAGCAAUGACUGAUUAUAGCUGCUUCUAAGUUUUUCUUACCCUAAUGAUAAUAGUUUUAGAAUACUCAUGCCCUUCUUUCACCAGUUAUUAUGAUAGUUUCAUGUUCCACAGUCAUAUGCCAGUUUUGUCCGUGUAGUUUGAUACGAGGCAAGAAUAUCACAAACGUUAAGGUAUUUUAUAUAAAUUCUUAAGCUCAUAUAUGUCAUUUUUAAGGAAUCACAAUAGUGCCAUUACAAGCAACCAGAUUUGUAACUAUUCUGUAUGAUCAUGUGAAAGUGAAAACAGGUGUAUGUUUCCCCACAAGUAUGAAUAUUACUGUUAAGGUAACUGCAAAGUCAGUGUAGUUCCUAAUCACAGUGAGAUUAAUUUUAAUUGAAAAGUACUGUGCAGUACUUUACUGUUUCAUAAGUUCUAUCUUUCUGAGAAGCAAUUUCAAUGUUGGCCAUAAUAAUUUUGUCACGGAAGGGUUUGUGUAUUUCUGGUGUUUGCAGGUAGACUCAGUUUCCAAUCAUAAAUGAUUGGCCACAGAAUCUUGCUGCAGCUCAUGAACUGUUAGUAGUACAGCUAUACAUAUUGUAAGUUUUGUCCUACAUGAUUAAUAUUGCUUCAGAAGUGAAGAGCCCAAUUUCUAAGUAACAUUAUUGAAAGUGUUUGGUUGUUUCAUUAUUACAAGACCGUAGUUUCCAAUAUUACAAGAAUGUAGUACAGAUUGAAGUGGUGUUCUCUUGAAUUCAAGAGUUGAAGUCUUCUUUUUCUCCAGAUAGCAGAUAGAAGAUACAAAAUAUUGUUCAUUUUAAUAUUGUAAAUAUUGCUGAUAUGCCAUAGUUAUUAUGUACAAAUGGACAAAGUGUUCUUAAAUAUGGCAUAUCAAAAGCUGAAGCUCUUUUAACUUUAAUGCUUUGGUCACAUCAGUAGGUAACACAGUAUGUAUGGAGUUACUGAACAGGCAAUUAUCCAAAUAAUUUGUUUUCUUUGGUAAUUUUGAAUCGGUUUUCCAAGUACCAGAAAAUGCAGUAGCCUGUACAACUAAAGAAGAGUAAUUGAUACAUAUAGGAAAAAAAAAUGUUUGUAAAUGCUUAGUUGUACAAUUUUGCAUUUUAUGUGACCAUGGCAUAUGAUUCUACAAGCCAGUGACUUUGUUUGCCUGUGUCAGUUCGUACACUUAAGAGUAUGUGUUGUCUAAUUUUUGUUUGGUAAGAUUGUUACUGUAAUUGUUUUCUUUUCAAUGCUAGAAUGUAGUUGAGAAUGUGAACUCAAUCUGUGAGGCGAGAGUAUGAAAAUAUUGUACAAUAUAUAUAUAUACACUAGCAUU
Molecule: messenger RNA, 2699 nt
Organism: Macrobrachium nipponense
Lineage: Eukaryota; Metazoa; Arthropoda; Malacostraca; Decapoda; Palaemonidae
Product: mitogen-activated protein kinase 14-like
Exons: 8
Coding region: 1-984 (327 amino acids)
Biological process (GO): intracellular signal transduction; protein phosphorylation
Cellular component (GO): nucleus; cytoplasm
Molecular function (GO): MAP kinase activity; ATP binding
Source: RefSeq, a predicted model, not a curated record